Molecule: messenger RNA, 450 nt
Organism: Cooperia oncophora
Lineage: Eukaryota; Metazoa; Nematoda; Chromadorea; Rhabditida; Trichostrongylidae
Source: the annotation of a GenBank genome assembly
AUGGACCAACUAAUAUGGCUACUCGAUAUGGGUACUUUGUUGCUGAACACGUAUAUUUACUCAGGUACUACUGCAGACGUCGUCAGUAUGCGUUUUUAUUAUUUGUUGAUGCUACUAUGUGGCCUCAUAUUCUGCCAUUCAUCGGUGAACGCUCAAUUUGGAUGGCGAUGUGGUUAUGUCGGCGGUUGGUGCGGCAGUGAGAAAUGGAGAGGACGUGAAACAUAUGGCGGUUUCCGAUCAAAAGCACGUCUUAUGGCUGCUUUGGCUCGCUCGGUCAAUGAAAACUUGGUUGAGUUAGCAGCUGACGCAGCAUCAUGUGAGACCGUGAAUCGUGCAAGAUGUGCGACUUCUAGUGGUGAAGAGGCCUAUAUGCGAUAUUUACUUCGGUUGAUUAUUUGCACUAAUGUAAAGACAUUUCCGUUGAAAACAGCAAUAAAUACUGACAUUCGU